AAUCCGAGGGGGGAAGUUUUGGUGGUUGUUGCCUGGGGUUGUGAGAGGAAGCGGGGAGGUGCGCGCGGGGGGGAGGAGGAGGAGGAGGGGACCUGUCCCCCUCCCACCUUAGGCCGUUGCUAUGGGCAACCGAGGAAUGGAGGAGCUCAUCCCGCUGGUGAACAAGCUGCAGGACGCCUUCAGCUCUAUCGGGCAGAGCUGCCAUCUCGACCUGCCGCAGAUCGCCGUGGUGGGCGGCCAGAGCGCGGGCAAGAGCUCCGUCCUCGAGAACUUCGUCGGCCGGGAUUUCCUGCCUCGUGGAUCUGGAAUUGUUACCAGGCGUCCCCUCAUUCUUCAGCUUAUCUUUUCUAAAACAGAAUAUGCAGAAUUUUUGCACUGCAAGUCUAAGAAGUUUACAGAUUUUGAUGAAGUCCGACAGGAGAUUGAAGCGGAGACAGACAGGGUUACAGGAACAAAUAAAGGCAUCUCUCCUGUUCCCAUUAACCUGAGGGUGUAUUCACCACAUGUAUUGAAUCUGACUUUGAUUGACCUUCCGGGUAUCACUAAGGUGCCAGUGGGUGACCAACCCCAGGACAUUGAGUACCAGAUAAAAGAUAUGAUUUUGCAAUUCAUCAGCAGAGAUAGUAGCCUGAUUCUUGCUGUGACUCCAGCCAACAUGGAUUUGGCCAACUCAGAUGCUCUCAAAAUGGCCAAAGAAGUUGACCCACAAGGCUUACGGACUAUUGGGGUAAUAACCAAACUAGACCUGAUGGAUGAAGGCACUGAUGCAAGAGAUGUUCUGGAGAACAAACUUCUACCUCUGCGGAGAGGCUACAUUGGAGUUGUGAACCGGAGCCAGAAGGAUAUUGAUGGUAAGAAGGACAUCAGAGCAGCAUUGGCAGCUGAGCGCAAGUUCUUCCUUUCCCAUCCUGCUUACAGACACAUGGCAGACCGCAUGGGAACCCCGCACUUGCAGAAGCUGCUCAACCAGCAAUUGACAAACCAUAUCCGGGAGACUCUGCCAUCACUGCGUAGCAAACUCCAGAGCCAGCUUUUGUCCCUUGAAAAAGAAGUGGAGGAAUACAAGAACUUCCGCCCUGAUGACCCUACGCGGAAAACGAAAGCCUUGCUUCAGAUGGUCCAACAGUUUGCUGUGGACUUUGAGAAGCGGAUUGAAGGUUCCGGGGACCAAGUAGACACGUUAGAACUAUCAGGCGGAGCCCGAAUAAACCGCAUCUUCCACGAAAGGUUCCCUUUUGAACUUGUCAAGAUGGAGUUUGAUGAGAAGGAUUUGAGACGAGAAAUCAGCUAUGCAAUCAAAAACAUCCAUGGUGUAAGGACGGGGCUGUUCACACCAGACUUGGCAUUUGAGGCCAUUGUGAAAAAACAGUUGGUGAAGCUGAAAGAGCCUUGUCUGAAAUGUGUCGACCUGGUUAUUCAGGAGUUAAUCAAUACAUUUAGACAGUGUACCAGUAAGCUUGGUUCUUACCCUAGGCUUCGAGAAGAAACAGAAAGAAUUGUUACGACAUACAUCAGAGAACGAGAAGGGAAAACUAAGGACCAGAUUCUCCUGCUGAUUGACAUAGAGCUGUCCUACAUCAACACUAACCACGAAGACUUCAUUGGAUUUGCCAAUGCACAGCAAAGGAGCACCCAAGCAAAUAAGAAAAGAGCAAUCCCAAAUCAGGGUGAGAUACUGGUCAUCCGGCGAGGCUGGCUGACUAUCAACAACAUUAGCAUCAUGAAAGGUGGCUCCAAGGAGUAUUGGUUCGUCCUGACGGCAGAAAGUUUGUCUUGGUACAAGGAUGAAGAGGAAAAGGAGAAGAAAUACAUGCUCCCUCUGGACAACCUAAAAAUUAGAGAUGUGGAAAAAGGCUUCAUGUCCAACAAGCACGUAUUUGGUAUCUUCAACACAGAACAAAGGAAUGUAUACAAAGACCUGCGUCAGAUUGAGCUUGCGUGUGACUCCCAGGAAGACGUGGACAGCUGGAAGGCCUCCUUCCUCCGUGCUGGUGUUUACCCUGAGAAAGACCAAGUGGAGAAUGAAGAGGGAUCCCAGGAAAACACCUUUUCCAUGGAUCCUCAGCUAGAACGCCAAGUGGAAACUAUCCGCAAUCUUGUUGACUCGUAUGUUGGGAUCAUCAACAAGUCGAUCCGGGAUCUUAUGCCAAAGACAAUAAUGCACCUAAUGAUAAACAAUACCAAGGAUUUCAUCCACUCGGAGCUUCUGGCCUACCUGUACUCCUCCGCAGACCAAAACAGCUUGAUGGAGGAGUCUGCAGACCAGGCGCAGCGCAGGGACGACAUGCUGCGAAUGUACCAUGCCCUGAAGGAGGCCUUGAACAUAAUUGGAGACAUUAGUACCAGCACCAUUUCCACACCGGUUCCUCCUCCUGUGGAUGACACAUGGCUGCAGCCAGGGGCUAGUGGGCAUAGCCCAACAUCACAGCGCAGGCCUACUUCGACUGUGUUGCCACCAGGGAGACCGCCAGCAGUGAGGGGCCCUAUGCCAGGCCCCCCCUUGAUCCCAAUGCCGGCCGCAGGCCCUUCCUCUUUUGUGGCACCACCCAUUCCUUCACGCCCUGGACCGCAAAGUGCAUUUGUUGCUAAUAAUGACCCUUUCUCAGCUCCUCCUCUGAUUCCUUCACGACCAGCACGUGUUCCACCUGGCAUCCCUCCAGGUGUGCCCAGGCGUCCAGGGAGAAAGCCGGCCUGGUCUUCGUGAAUGAUGUCUUUAAGAAUCGUCUUUAAUCUUUUCGAAACAGAAGACCCCCUGCAGCACCGAACCGGCCCACCAUUAUCAGGCCUGCUGAGCCCUCCUUAUUAGAUUAACUACAACCACUACCAGGGAGAGCUGUUGCUUGUUAACUAUCUUGUGGAGAGAACUCAUGCCUAAUCUCUUGUGUAAAAGAGCUCUUUGCAAUUGUGAUCAACUGUAGCCAAGGCCCGUUUCCCGCUUCCUUCCUAUCUUUUUCCCUCCAGUACCAGCCACCAUGAGAUGGGUGCUGUGGGUUGAUUACUUGUAAAUAGCUCUGAGAGGUCAAGCAUUCCUUGUAGUAGUUCCCUCUCUGUCCUUGGGUCUUGGCUGGGGAGGGAUUUGGUGACCUGAAUCUUCUCUGGAAAAUUGCAGGGGAGGGGUCGUUUCUUCACCCUCCUCUUGGUGGCCACACCAGACCCAUUCCACAUGGGAACAUGGAGUAUUCUGUUUUGUGGAGUUGUUUUGCACUUUGUUGAAAAUACAGAAAGGAUCCCCUAGUUGAGGGAUUGGCAAGGGAUUGCCUGUGAAUGUGUGAAAGUGGCAAGUUUGCAUUUCCACCAACACUUGUGCAUUCAACACGUAGAAUCUCCCUUCGCCAUUCACAUUAAUUGGGUUUGUCCAACUCCUCAACCUCCCCACCCGGCUAUGGAUUUAUUUGUAUUAUAAUAUAUAUAUAUAUAAUCCCCCCCCUCCCCACUUUGAUUGCCUUUCCUUUCUCCCUAUAAAUUUCAAUGCAAGAUUUGAUCAGUUUAUUUCCAUUUUAUAACUUUGAAGGGGUAAAAAAACAAAACAAAAUGAUGGGACUGCAAAAUAGCAAAUUGCUUAUAAAUUCAAUUCACUGAACUAGAGCAAGAUUUUGCCAAGGAGAAUAAUUGGAAAGAAGGUGGCACUGGGUUGCUUUUAAGCCUCAGGUAUAGAGUUGAUUUGAAUGCCACGCCACGCUCUGCACAACCAGUGUUCAUGCUUAAACCGAGGCAGCUCAGCUGUAACCUAGAUAAGCAUGAUUGGUGGUCCCUCCUGAUUUGCACCAAGGAGGCAUCCAGGUGCCCAGCGGCAGGGAUGUCUUAGUCACUUGGAGCUGUAAUACCAACUGGCUGUUCCCUGACUGGCUAUGACCAUUUGUUACCUGCCCAGUUCAUAUGGAGAAGUGUGUGUGUGUGUGUGUGUACCAGGGUUUCGAAGCGUUUUAUCAGGAUUGUGAUCCUCUGCACGGGUUGUGGUCUCUGUUGGAAAGCCUUUCCCUCCCUAAUCAGAAGAGUGACUUUGUCCCGUGUGCUUGAGAUCAGCUGUACUGCAGCUUACCUCUGUGCCUCCAGGCUGAGGCAGAUUCUUCGUGGCAAACUGUGUCCAUAAUAGAUCUUACGACACUUGUGCCACAAGGUCCCACAGAAGCUUGUUAGCAUCUGUGGUCUUUCAGAGUGGGGCGUUUUGUGUUCUUGGGUUGGCCGCUCCAUCUGUAGAGCCUCAGAGUUUGGAGUAACGCUGGAGCCUUCUCAACAGCAGUAGUAAAGCACUCUGCCCUCCCUGGGCUGUGGUUGUAUAUAUUUCUUACGAAAGACAGACUGUAUUAAUACUUGUAUAAAUUCUAGAUUUUUUUAAAAGAGAAAUCAUCAGUUAAGCCCAGCCCUCAUUAUACAAGGCUAUCAGGGAUACCUCAGCCCUUCCGGAGAUAAGAUAAAAGGAACAGCCACACAUACACCACCUGCCUUAAAUGUUUCUUCCCUUCCUGCCUACCUGCAGCAGUAGCUUCUUGCUUCGUGUCCUGGAGGAUAUGACACUUCCAUAGACGGUGCUAACUUUGUGCCUUUACUGCUUGAAUUACAUGCCGACUGCCCUAAUAACCAGUGUUGCCUUCCUAUAAAUGUCCCUCUACUUCCAACGUCACUAUCAUGGACUUUUGACCCUCUCUUGCAGUGCAUUUCAUAACCUCCUGCCACCUCCUGCCCACUGGUCACUUCUCCAAAAGCUGGCAUUUGCUUGGUAGCAUGGACCUCUACUUUUAAUUCAUUGUGUUCAUAUUUGCUUCCUCUUGACUCUUCCUGUUACCAUGUGUGAAGGGGCUGUGGGACCUUCUCUCCCUUCUUCUUUAGAUGAAAAAAAAAGAUCCCAACAGUUUGAGAUAAGUGCCUCCAUUAUGUAUCCUAUUAAUAAACUAAAAUAAAGGGAAAUUUUGCUGGUGGAAAAUCUCUGGCAGCCAGUG
This is a messenger RNA of Zootoca vivipara (common lizard), 4937 nucleotides long. RefSeq names its product dynamin 2 (gene DNM2). Gene Ontology annotation, molecular function: GTPase activity; GTP binding; microtubule binding. The record is from RefSeq and is a predicted model, not a curated record. Gene Ontology annotation, biological process: synaptic vesicle budding from presynaptic endocytic zone membrane; receptor internalization. Gene Ontology annotation, cellular component: microtubule; plasma membrane; cytoplasm. NCBI's taxonomy places the organism in Eukaryota, Metazoa, Chordata, Lepidosauria, Squamata, Lacertidae.